UAUAAGGAGGAGGGAUGUGAGCACCGUGGUCUGGGCUUCACUGUCCCUCCAGGGGACUUGGGGACUGGGCACAAGAUGCUUAGACUGGGCUGUGCUAAGCCUGGGUCCUGGGGCAGCUUCUGGGCCAUCCUGACCUUGGUGGGCCUGGCCACUCGUGCAGCCCAGAGAGCCGAUGUCAGUGGCGAGGCAGCAGGCACCUCCAUCAACCACUCCCAGAUGCUGCUCCAGCGCCUGCAGGAGCUUCUGAGGCAGGGCAAUGCCAGCGACGUGGUUCUGCGGGUGCAGGCUGCAGGCACGGAUGAGGUCCGAGUCUUCCAUGCCCACCGCCUGUUACUAGGACUGCACAGCGAGCUGUUCCGGGAGCUGCUGAGUAACCAGAGCGAGGUGAUGCUGCUGGAGCCCAGGGACUGCGCUGCCAUCUUUGACAAGUUCAUCAGGUACCUCUACUGCGGCGAGCUGACGGUGCUGCUGGCCCAGGCCAUCCCUCUGCACAGGUUGGCCACCAAGUACCGAGUGGCCUCUCUGCAGCGGGGCGUGGCCGACUACAUGCGCGGGCACCUGGCAGGGGGCGCAGGCCCAGCGGUGGGCUGGUACCACUACGCGGUGAGCAUGGGGGACGAAGCCCUGCGCCAGAGCUGCCUGCAGUUUCUGGCCUGGAACCUGUCAGCCGUGGUGGGCAGCGCCGAGUGGGGCGCCGUGAGCCCCGAGCUGCUGGCACAGCUCUUGCCGCGCUCGGACCUGGUGCUACAGGACGAGCUGGAGCUGUUCCAAGCGCUGGAGGCGUGGCUGAGCCGCGCGCGGCCAUCACCCGAGGUGGCCGAGUGGGCUCUCCGUGCCAUCCGCUACCCCAUGAUCCCGCCCGCACAGCUGUUCCAGCUGCAAGCGCGCUCGGCGGUCCUGGCGCGCUACGGCCAGGCUGUGGCCGACCUUCUGCUGCAGGCCUACCAGUUCCACGCCGCCUCGCCAUUGCACUACGCCAAAUUCUUCGAUGUCAACAGCAGUGCCUUCCUGCCUCGCAACUACCUCGCGCCCGCCUGGGGCGCCCCGUGGGUCAUCAACAACCCGGCCCGCGACGACCGUAGCACCAGCUUCCAGACGCAGUUGGGCCCGAGUGGCCACGACUUGGGCCGCCGCGUCACGUGGAACGUGCUCUUCUCACCGCGCUGGCUGCCCAUCAGCCUGAGGCCUGUCUACGCGGACGCCGCGGGCACCGCACUGCCAGCCGCGCGCCCGGAGGACGGCCGUCCGCGGCUCGUGGUCACGCCGGCCAGCAGCAGCGGCGAAGCGGCCGGUGUAAGCUUCCAGAAGACGGUGCUGGUGGGGGCGCGCCAGCACGGCCGCCUGCUGGUCCGCCACGCCUACAGCUUCCACCAGAGCAGCGAGGAGGCCGGCGACUUCCUGGCUCACGCCGACCUGCAGCGGCGCAACUCCGAGUACCUGGUGGAGAACGCCCUGCAUCUCCACCUCAUCAUCAAGCCCGUCUAUCACACCCUCAUCCGGACCCCCAAAUAGCUAUGCGGGGCUGGAGCGGGGAACACUGGGUCCCGGAAGUCUCCGCAUGGGGAAAUAAAGGCCUGGCAUAGAUAGCUCAGAGGAACUGGGAGGGGCCUUGCAAGUGGAGGGGCCUACACUGGCCCCCUGGGCUGGCCAGAAACUGGUGACUUCGGAGGUGGGUGGAGUCUAGGUGAGGGCGGUAGACCAGAUGCCAGGUUUCAGGAGUUGCUUUUACAGCUGACUUGGUUGAAUAAACCGACGCUCGCUCGGAGAGGCAAUGGGAUGAUUGAACCGCUGGAUCCCAGGGGGAAAGAAAUCAGCCCAAGGGGGAUCCCACAAGUCUAGGGGUUCCUCAUCUUUCAUUCGUUUUUUGGAGGCCUCCUACCCCCACACAGAACAGGGCAGCUAGAACAGCUGAAUGGUCAGGGUUCCUGCCAGCCUGGGUAGCCUGAGCAAGUCCAGCCUGAGGAGUUUUCUCACCUUGAAGCUUAGGAGCUUAGCUGGGCAAUUUCAUUUGAGUUCUGCGGCUUCCUGUGGUCUGCGCCACCCCACCCCCCUUUCUGACCUCUCGGAGGAGGGGCCCGGGGCAGGUGUGAUGGGACAUGAAUGGGACUUGCUAGCCCCGCCCUUCCUGGGAGUGGCCUCAGGGUCUAGAGAAAAACCCCUCCCCCCCA
Messenger RNA from Rhinolophus ferrumequinum (greater horseshoe bat), 2168 nucleotides. It is a transcript of the gene BTBD17, whose product is annotated as BTB domain containing 17. The record is from RefSeq and is a predicted model, not a curated record. NCBI's taxonomy places the organism in Eukaryota, Metazoa, Chordata, Mammalia, Chiroptera, Rhinolophidae. Bases 76 to 1512 code for a protein of 478 amino acids. The transcript is spliced from 3 exons. Gene Ontology annotation, molecular function: protein binding.